Molecule: messenger RNA, 556 nt
Organism: Nematocida parisii ERTm1
Lineage: Eukaryota; Fungi; Microsporidia
Exons: 1
Coding region: 1-351 (116 amino acids)
Biological process (GO): protein refolding
Cellular component (GO): cytoplasm
Source: RefSeq, a predicted model, not a curated record
AUGGAGUGUCCGUAUGGAGUACUUGGUGUUUCAAAAGAGUGCACUGCUGAUGAAAUAAAAAAAGCAUACGUGCUUGGUGUGAGAAAAACACAUCCAGAUAUUACUAAGAGAAACACAGACGCGGAGUUUAUCCGGAUAAGCGAGGCGUACUCAACGAUUAUCUCAACCCCCCGCAUACAGAAAAUGUACGUUGACUGGGAGAGUCUUCCAUAUCUAAUUGUUGAGCUGAGCAAUGCAAACUCUGUAAAAUGUCGCUGUGGAAGUAUGUAUGACUACACACAGCAGAUCGGUCCAGUUGAGUGCAUGUCAUGUUCUCACUAUAUAGAAGUUAUACCAGACACACAGCAAUAGGCCUGCCACCGGUGUACCUCUGUUGUUUCGCUUCGUGUAUAACUGAUUUCUUUCAAAAAAGAGAAAUACUGAAAAUAAUAGAUAGAUUGAAGCCUAGGCUGCUGAAUGUCUAAAAAAGAAAUAUUAAUUGUGUGGCGUGAAAAAUUAUUAAAUCAUAUUGUGGAACAAAUAGAGCUUAUAAAAUAAAUAGAUAAAUAUACCUAGA